AUUAUCGGCAGCUAAAUAUCUGUUCUGCGUUCACUUCGACGGGAAUCUACUGUCAGAAUAAGUUGCGGUGCAAAUCAUGUGAAUUUACAGUAAAAUGCUCUCUGUAGCUGCCAGAAUUUUUACUAUAAAUGUACAGGAUCAUAGAAGGGGAAUUAAUCAUUUCAUAGCCAUUCAGACAAAAGCUGAUUUGUCUUUGAUUAUCCAGCUCAGCUCAAAACUUCAAAACAAAGAUGGUCUGCUUCUUAAUGAGUGAGAUCUGCUGCGCUGUUGGGCAACUAAUUGAUGCGGAUCAACUUCGGACAAACAUCCAGUGGCUCCAUGUGAUUUCAGCGCUUCUGUACAGCAGGAGUUUCCAUCUGUUGAGUAACCGGUUCCUGUAACCUGCAGAUGGGUUCUGCGUCUGCACCUGCAAGCAUGGCCGUCUUAACCAACAGCACAUGUGACACCCUGUAUGACCAUAGGAAAUACGCCCGGGUCCUCAUACCUAUUUUCUACUGUGUUGUUUUCAUUGUUGGGUUGCUUGGCAACACCCUUGCCCUACAUGUUAUUCAGAUAAACCUGAAGAAAAUGAACUCCACCACAUUGUACUCGCUCAACCUAGUCAUCUCUGACAUCCUCUUCACUCUCUCUUUGCCUCUGAGGAUCGUAUACUACGCUCAGGGUUUCCACUGGUCUCUAGGUGAGGCGCUCUGUAAGAUAUCAGGCUUUUUGUUCUACAUCAACACCUACGCGGGGGUCAACUUCAUGACUUGCCUCAGUGUGGACCGCUUCAUCGCCGUCGUCUUGCCUCUUCGCUUUGCUAAAUUCAGGAAAGUCAGAAAAGUCCGCUACAUCUGCGUUGGCGUGUGGAUGUUGGUUCUGGUGCAGACCCUGCCCCUACUUGGAAUGGAGAUGACAAAUAGGGAGCCUCAAAACUUCACCACCUGUAUGGAAUACCCCAACUUUGAAAAGGUGGAUAAUAUUGCAACCAUCCUGAUUGGCGCAGUCUUUUUGGGCUUCUUCAUCCCUGUGGUCACCAUACUGGUCUGCUACUCCUUCCUGAUCUCCAAGCUGCAUCUCGCAGCCAAGAACAACCACCUGACAGACAAAUAUGGCCGCAGUCGCAAGGCCAUCGGUGUGAUCUGCUGCGUGUCUGUGGUGUUCGUCAUCUGCUACAGCCCCUACCACAUUGACAUCUUUCAGUACAUGAUCCGCAAGCUGGUGUCCAACCCUGACUGUGCGGACCUCACGGCCUUUCAAGUGUCACUGCACAUCACGGUCUGUCUGAUGAACUUAAACUCCUGCUUGGAUCCGUUCAUUUACUUCUUCGCCUGCAAGGGAUACAAACGGAAACUCCUGAAGCUGAUGAAGAGGCAUGUCAGCGUUUCCUUUUCCAGUGCAGUCAGGACGUCACCCGAAGGUUCCUCAAAGGACUUCAUCGACGGGCACAAGAUGCAGCACAACAGCGAGAGGCUCAUGGAAUGGAAAUUGCACGAGCAAGACCAAAGUACGGAACCGGGGCAAAGUGAAAGGACAUAUAGAAUCUCACUCAGCAUGAACAGUACCUAAGAUAAACCACUGAUGGACAACAGGAGGAAUCCGAACCAACGUGAGGCACAUUCUUUUGUACAUUUUUCAAGAACAAUUACUGAGUGUUAAUUUAAAACAGAAUGUAAGAUGUUACUCAUUACUUAAACCAGCAUACAUAUUUUUGCAUCUAUGUAAAGAAAGGAUGCCCCCUCCCCCACCCCCCUUCGAUAAAAUCUAAUUAGGGUGGAGUGAGUAUGAAAUAUACUGUAUCUAUACUGUGUUUUUCUAUGAAAUUAGGGAUUAAUUUGACAAUAAAAUAAAUCCUGACACUGCAACCCAAAAUCACAGUAGAUCUUAUUUGAAUAAUAGUGAUUAUUUGAAUAAUAAUAUGUAAGGUUAGUAAUAAACUUUAUUUAGAAAGAGACAAUGUGCAGCUACAACAUAAAUGUCACCAUUUGAUGCUCAGUACCAGAGCACACCAUAAGCUAAUUUGCAUCUGCAGUCUCUUGAACAAAAUCGAUAAAGCAACGGAGCUCUGAUCUACUUUCCACUUCGGAAAUAUCUGUUCGGGUUCUUGUUGGCGCAAAUAGUGAGCCAGCCAAUCAGCGACUGAGGACAAUUGCAUAUCUAAAUGCAGUGAAAACACUCAAACCAAGCAGCAGAACAGGAAUGAAAACCGUAUGUCAGUUACUUUGAAUGUGGCAUGGUUUUGGUGUGAGACUGGCUCAUCUGGGUAUUUUCAGAAACUACCGAUCUAAUGGGAUUUUCUC
Poecilia reticulata (guppy) is the source of this 2279-nucleotide messenger RNA. RefSeq names its product G protein-coupled receptor 183a (gene gpr183a). Gene Ontology annotation, molecular function: oxysterol binding; G protein-coupled receptor activity. The record is from RefSeq and is a predicted model, not a curated record. Gene Ontology annotation, biological process: G protein-coupled receptor signaling pathway. Gene Ontology annotation, cellular component: membrane. Lineage: Eukaryota; Metazoa; Chordata; Actinopteri; Cyprinodontiformes; Poeciliidae.